Molecule: messenger RNA, 1577 nt
Organism: Bombyx mori (domestic silkworm)
Lineage: Eukaryota; Metazoa; Arthropoda; Insecta; Lepidoptera; Bombycidae
Product: solute carrier family 22 member 21
Exons: 7
Coding region: 148-1473 (441 amino acids)
Biological process (GO): transmembrane transport
Molecular function (GO): transmembrane transporter activity
Source: RefSeq, a predicted model, not a curated record
ACAUAAAUCUAUUUUUUUGUUUGAAGCUGACAAUUUUCAACAAAAUAAUCAUAAAAUUUAUUUACCAAAUGUAGUGAAUAGUGAUAUUAGGAUCUUCAAUCAUAUCGAAUCUGUAUCACAUACAGUGCAAGCGCAUAAAAACGGAGAAUGACGGAAACACGCCGUAAACAAUUGCACCUCGGGAAAUGCAUCGAAGAUCUGGACAAAUUACACAAUGUUCCAGAUUUGAAAACGAAACGGGCUAACCUGUCUUUGUUCAGGUUAUGCAAGACAGCACAGAAAUUGUUUGAAAGCGCCGAAGAAGCUCGGAAAAAUGGUGACGAGGAGUACUCCUACGUAUAUUACAUGAAAUAUUUGAGAGUCAUAGCCUAUCUGAGCAAAGAUAAGGAGUAUCUGAAGGAUAAGUCAUACUACAACAGCAUGCUGGGAGCUAAGAACCCUAACAAGGCUAUUGAUGCUGCUGAGAAACUAAAGAACAGUCUUAUAGACAGGUAUGCAAUGGAAUUGAAGCAGAAACGUCUAAACGACAUAAAAGAGAAUGAGAUAUUCAAACAAAAGAUUGAGGAGAACAGAAAGAAGGCCAUUGAGGUCUCCAUCAAUGAGCCGCCUUCGACACCUGUCAACUUACCAGGUCCUGAUGAGGUGACCAUCAAAAGCGAACAACUCUAUUCAAUCUUGAAGGCCGGCAAGUUGAAGGUCAUGAUCCUUGAUGCAAGACCUGGGAAAGAUUACUUAGAAUCUCACAUCAGCUACCCGGCUUGUAUCAGUGUGCCCGAAGAAUGCAUAUCACCUGGCAACAACAUCGAUCUCCCAUCAUCAGGUAUGUUGUCAGUCGUCGAAACAUUGGCCAAAAAGGGAAAAGCUGAAAUAAAGACUCAAAGAAAGGCUACUUAUAUGGACUUGGUCAGAUUACCAAGUUUGAGGAUUAAGAACUUGUGCUGCUGCGUCGUUUGGCUGGUGAUUGGGAUCAGCUUUUACGGCGGUACCCAAUACUUUGGACAGACCAGUAUAAAUACAUUCUUAUCUGUCGCUGUGGGAGGUCUGGUGCAGAUCCCUGGGCUACCACUGAGCGCGUAUUUCUCGAAAAGAUUUGGACGCCGUGUCGCCAUCAUUGGCAUGUUCGUGAUUAACUGCAUUUGUAACCUGCUAUUAGUUCUCCCUGACGCAUGGUUUUAUCUGAAGCUCGUGGCUGGUUCGAUAGCCAACGCUUGCGGAGCGGCUGCGUUUUCUGUAGUAUACGUGUACACUACAGAGCUGUUCCCAACGGUGGCUCGGAAUAUGGCCAUGGGCGCUUCAUCCACCACCACGCGAGCCGGCUCUAUGUUGGCACCAUUCUUUGGCGAGCUAAAUGUACUGGCUUCCUGGCUACCACCCAUUGUAUUCGGACUGUUUCCAGUACUAGGAAUCGUGGCCUGCUAUUUCCUUCCAGAGACGAAAGGGAAACAGCUAGACGAUCAUCUGGACGAAUCUUGAUCUAUUUAAGAUCACCAUUGAGAUUGACAAAUCUAUACAUAAGCGUAACAAACAUAUUUUCUUGUAUAUUAAACUAGCGACCCGCCCUUGCUUCGCUUCGGAAA